ACCUACCUCACUCAAUGCUAAAAGCUUCGGAUUAUUAAAGUUCUUGGCUUAGAGCUUUGUUUCGUUGCCAAACAAAUUUUACUGGCUUUUGCUCUCUUCUUGUUCAGGUAAGAAAUUGUAUACUUGCAAGGAAAUGGCCGCAUCAAGUGUCAUGCAAUCCCUCCUGCUGGCAGGUGGCCUUGCUAAUAGGAGUAAGGUGAUUCAAUUUUUUCCUGUAAAAUCCAUGCCUCGUCUGCAAAGAAAUGCCAAUCUUCAGGUUCGGUGCUUGGCAGAGGAAGACCAGAGGGAGCAACCAACAACGCCUGUAACAGGUUCAACCCCAGAAUCUAAGCCGAAUCCCUCUCCAGCACCAGCAACACCAAAAGUGAGUACGAAAUUCUCUGAUGUGUUGGCCUUCAGUGGACCAGCACCGGAGAGGAUCAACGGAAGAUUGGCGAUGGUUGGCUUUGUUGCAGCCCUGGCAAUGGAGCUAUCCAAGGGCCAGGAUCUGUUUACCCAAAUAUCAGACGGUGGGAUCCCUUUGUUCCUUGGAACAAGCAUUGUGCUAUCACUUGCAUCUCUGAUUCCAUUAUUUAGAGGCGUGACAGCUGAGUCCAAAUCUGAAGGUUUUAUGACUUCGGAUGCUGAGCUGUGGAAUGGGAGGCUUGCCAUGCUGGGGAUUGUCGCUUUGGCUUUCACUGAAUAUGUCAAGGGUGGAGCCCUAGUGUAAUUUUUGUUCUUAACUCUAUGUUUCUUAGGUUACAAAAAUUCCGAUCUGUGGAAAAACUUAUCACCUAUCCAUGUAAUUAGCAAAUCGGAAAUGUAACGAAAUUUCCAUGCCUUAAAAACUCUUUGACUGCGAUGGGAGGAUGGGAAAGUAAUAAUAUAGAUAUCUCCAUAUGAAUAGGUGAGAUGAUUACUGAUUAGCUAUCUUGAUAUUUAGAGUAAGGGUGAUGAUAAUUAAUUAGUAGCGAUAAAAUUAAAUUUAUAAUAAUACCAAUGAUUUAAAUACUAUAGUAAAAUCAAUUAUGCAAAUAUGCGUUUAA
Messenger RNA from Durio zibethinus, 1025 nucleotides. RefSeq names its product early light-induced protein 2, chloroplastic-like. The record is from RefSeq and is a predicted model, not a curated record. NCBI's taxonomy places the organism in Eukaryota, Viridiplantae, Streptophyta, Magnoliopsida, Malvales, Malvaceae.